Molecule: messenger RNA, 1470 nt
Organism: Trichomonas vaginalis G3
Lineage: Eukaryota; Parabasalia; Trichomonadida; Trichomonadidae
Product: microtubule binding
Exons: 1
Coding region: 1-1470 (489 amino acids)
Biological process (GO): microtubule cytoskeleton organization
Cellular component (GO): spindle; cytoplasm
Molecular function (GO): microtubule binding
Source: RefSeq, a predicted model, not a curated record
AUGACUGAAAAUGAAUCUUUUCUCUCAGAAACUUCAAAUCAAAUUACCAAACUAUGGAAUGAAAUAGGCUACACAAUGUCUGAAACUAAAAAGGAGAAAAAGCAAAUUGAAGAAGAGCUUUUAAAUGUACUUGCAACUCAUUUACAGAAAGUUCAACAGGAAAAGAAAGAUAUUGAAGAUAAAAUCCAACAACUAACAGAAAAUUACAGAAAUCUUCAACAGGCUGUCGGUCAGAAGCCAUCAGCAGAAAUUCAAUUACCUCAAACAUCAUUAAGACAACGUCAUAAUGAAAUAUUAGCUCAAUAUUUAGCACUAAGGAAUCAAUUUAAAGAUAAAAUACAAAGUUUCCAAGUAUUGCAAACAGAAAUAGAAAGUCAAUUCGAUAUUCUCGGAGUACCAGCUGAGCAAAGAGGUGAAUUCACUUCAGUAGGUGAUAAAGAUUUGUCAGAUGCAAGAUAUUAUCGCUUCAAAUCUAAGAAUAGCGAACUUGCCAAAGAAAUUGAAAACAGAACUGCAACAAUGACAGAAAAUCUCAAAACAAUCAAUGAUACACUUAAUGAACUCGAUGAGAAAAUACCAAAAGAAAUUGAUGAUCUUUUCUUAUCUGAUUCCAUUACGAAUGAAUCAAUGCAAAAGGUAGAUGAAUACAUGAGGAACUUAAAUGCUGAAAGAGAAAAUAGAAUUAAAGAUCUGAAAGAUGUUGCUCAAGAGAUUAUUUAUAUGUGGCAAAUAUUAAACACUUCAAAAGUCGAACAAGAUAAGUUCUUUGCUACUCAUUCAACUCUUAGUCGUUCUAAUAUUGAAUCAUCUAAGGAAGAACUCAAACGCCUUCAAAAUCAACGAAUUCAACAACUUCCAGAAAUUAUCACUCGUCAACAAAGUGAAAUUCAGCAACUCUGUGAUAAACUUCAUGUAGGAACAUCAGUAGAUAUAACAAUCAAUCCAAAAGUCAUUACAAAUAAGGAAGAAGUUUUCAAUGAUUAUCAGGAAGAAAUUUUGAAGCUCAAAUCAAUAUUAGCAGAUGCAUCUAGUUUCUUUGAUCUUAUUGAGCAGCGUGAAGCACUUGUUUUUGAGCAAAACUCAAUUGAACAUGCAAGAAACGUCAGAGCUAAAUCUAAAAACAAUUUCACAGAGCCAAGUAUCAAAGUUAAAGAAGAAAAUGACUUAAGAAGAUGCAGAAAUCUCUUACCACGUAUUGAAAGGAAGCUCAAACUCGCUCUUCUUGAAUUUAGAGGACGUCAUGAAUCAGAUUUCAUGUGGGAUGGCCAGCCAUACAUUGGAUACCUCGACCACAUAAUUCUUAGCGAUAUGGAAAUCAAUAGAGCUCUGAAUUCAAGUAGAAGAGAAGUAAGAAAAAGCAGAAAGAGCGUUGCUCCUACUGCGGAACCUCUUCUUCAUGAAAAGUCAAUAAAAGCACGUUGUAAAACAGAUGUUUACGGCAUGCAACCAAAACAUUUGAUGAACUUGUAA